GGAGCUCCAAAGGGGCGUGUCCUACCUACCCACACGUAGCUGUGGGCAUGACAAGCGCAUUAUACCCGUUAGACUGAGCUUUUUGUUGAUAAAUGACCUGAAACAAAGUAUAUUCACGUAUAAUUUUGUAUCCUUCGUAAUUUAUUGAAAGCGGAACCUUUGCUUGUCUUUGUUUCUUGUCGAGCGCUCCAGUCCGACGCAUUGAAACGAGCACCCGAAACCAUAAUAGCACAAUCGAAUACUUCGCUUUUGAGUUCCUGAUGAUACAAGUGACUUUUUUAUAGUCAUUUGUUGUUCAAGAUGUUGUUUAGUUGUCUUUGGUGUGUUGGUUUGUUGUCGGUGAUCACGGCGGCGGCAGAAGAAAAUGACGUCAUGGUGGCCAUCCCCGGGGGGAGGAUGACGACGAGGAGGAGCUACGGGAGGGCUGAAGAUGAAGAGACCGAGAUUCAACUUCUGCCUUUUCUGUUGGACAAACAGCCCGUCACUAACUCAGCUUUCAGAGACUUCGUGAGGGACCAAAAGUACAAAACAGAAGCUGAGACGUUUGGUUGGAGUUUUGUCUUCCAGGAUUUUGUGUCUGAAGACCUCAAGGGCAAAGUAACGCACACCAUUAAGUCAGCUCCGUGGUGGCUUCCGGUUGAACGAGCCUUCUGGAGCCUUCAGGUGCCGGUUCUGGUAUCGCUGCUCGUCUGGACUUCCCGGUGGUCCAGGUUAGCUGGAAUGACGCUCAGGCCUUCUGCAGCUGGAAGAGGAAAAAGCUGCCCACAGAGGACCAGUGGGAGUGGGCGGCCAGAGGCGGACUCGCGCGCGCGACGUUUCCCUGGGGGGAGCGCUUCCGGGCCAAUAGGAGCAACCUGUGGCAGGGCCCGUUUCCGGACGGCGACACGGCGGAGGACGGAUAUCACGGCCUCGCUCCCGUCGACGCCUUCCCGCCGCAGAACGACUUCGGUAAGGAGGGACGCAGACGACGGUGAUGACGAAAAUGACGACGAUGUCCCGUGCCUGCAGGACUGUGGGACAUGUUGGGCAACACGUGGGAGUGGACGUCCAGCGUGUUUCCGGCGUCGGGGGGCUCACGUCAGCAAAUGUUCACGCUGCGCGGCGCCUCCUGGAUCGACACGGCCGACGGCUCGGCCAAUCACAGAGCGGAAGUCGCCGCCAGGAUGGGCAACACUCCCGACUCUGCCUCGGACAACCUGAGCUUCAGGUGCGCCUCCGACGGCCGCGAGCGGGAACGGCACGCGGACUUGUAAACGACGACGAGACCCAGAAGACGACGAAGAACGACAACGUUGAAACGUUUCAGUGCUGAGCAGACGAUUAAAAAAAUGUGACCAAGUUCUAUGUGAUUUGAAAGUUGCUGACUCGACCAAGAGGAAGCCGAGUACGAGUUAAAGACUCGUACUCGUGCGUGUCACCGGGAGGACCGGCGGCGGAAAAGCAAAGUUGAAAGCUUUCACCCCCGCACGAUGGGAACGGUACGAACCGGCCGCCGGUUUGAAACUUGAAGACGACACUUCAGUCUUAUUUGCAUUUGUGCACAAACGCGCACUGAAUGUUUGUCAUGACAAGAAAUGUUAAUUUACAUUUCUCAGCUAUUCCCUCCACCAAGGAACUUGUUUGUAUACGUCGUCACGUUUACACUUUUUCUAUUUAUGCAAUAAGUCGGCGUAUUUCUGUUGCCUUCUUGGCCACAUUUAUACUGUACUCGUGACGUCAGGAAUCAUAAGAAGACAUUCUGUAAUUCAAAUUGUAAUAGGCGGACUUCAACAGUUCCAAUAUAAAAAUAAUAAACGAUAAAAAUAUGCACGUAAAUGUGUUUGCAGGAUGAGGCGUCAAAAGCAAGUUGAAUCCAAAUGUAACAAGUCAUUUGUGUAUGAUGUUACACUAGCACAUCUGCCUCAGAGUUCCGAGGUUGCGGGUUCAAGUCCCGGCCCCGCCUGCGCGGAGUUUGCAUGUUCUCCCUGUGCCUCCGUGGCUUUUCUCCGGGUACUCUGCUUUCCUCCCACAUCCCAAAACAUGCACGGUAGGUUGAUUGAAUACUCUAAAUUGCACGUUGGUGUGAAUUGUUGUUUUUUUUAAAUGUCCCCUGCGAUUGGCUGGCGACGAGUUCAGGGCGUACCCCGCCUCUCGCCCGAAGAUAGCUGGGAUUGGCUCCAGCACGCCCGCGACCCGCGUGAAGGUUAAGCGGUACAGAAAAUGGAUGGAUGGCUGGUUACCCUAAUAGCACGAGUGCCUGCAUCGUUUUUUGUUUUUGCAAAACAAUGACACAAAAACUAAUUCAACAAAAAGCCCAGUUGCCUCAAUUCAACUUUUUUAGAUGCCUGAAAAACUAUGCAGACAUAAUGAUAAUAAACAUUUUUCUUCAUCAGUUAAUAAUGACUUAGCCAAUUAUGCUAUCGGGCUAACGAUAUUGUUUACAUUUUCAUUGUGAACAUUUUUAACGGUCAUGUGGAAAAAGUCUGAUUCAAAUAUUUCCAAUCAAACUUUUGCUAGUUUUUUUUGUCCAUUGCAUAAUUAUUAUUAUUAUUUUUUUUUUACGGUAUCCUUGAGGGCAUCGAAAGGUCACAAUCAGUGGCAUUGCGAGGCCUAUUUUAGUCCCCCUGAAUAAGUUGGUGUUUUGAAGUAUAUUUCUGUAACCCCAAAAAGUAUUGACAAAGUCAAUAUAAAGUGGCCAGAAUGUAAAUUGAAAUAAUAAAAUAAUCCUAAUCUGUGAUGAUGAAGAUGGCGGUGUGUGUUCUCGAAUCCGUUCCACUUGUUUCUAUGGAGAACGCCCUCGCCCCGGGAAAUCCAGUCCAGGUUUUCGCCUUUUGCGUUUGUUGUUCCUUGUUUUUGACCUGCUUGGCAAAUAAAGAAGAUUCUGAUUCUGAGAAUGGAUUGAUUAAUGGAUGUAACGGUGGCCUAAAACCCAUAGACACUAUUUUAUCUUUUUUAAAGCCACUGAAAAAUAACAAUUUGUGUUCAGGUGCUGCGUUGACUCAUAUGCUGUGCAUCUCCUGGGGGCUAGGGCACUAAGCCCCCCCCCCCUAAAACCUAGGGACGCCCCCGAUUACAACGAGUU
Molecule: messenger RNA, 3061 nt
Organism: Phycodurus eques (leafy seadragon)
Lineage: Eukaryota; Metazoa; Chordata; Actinopteri; Syngnathiformes; Syngnathidae
Gene: sumf2
Product: sulfatase modifying factor 2
Exons: 8
Coding region: 301-1200 (299 amino acids)
Cellular component (GO): endoplasmic reticulum
Source: RefSeq, a predicted model, not a curated record